Molecule: messenger RNA, 1104 nt
Organism: Kluyveromyces marxianus DMKU3-1042
Lineage: Eukaryota; Fungi; Ascomycota; Saccharomycetes; Saccharomycetales; Saccharomycetaceae
Exons: 1
Coding region: 1-1104 (367 amino acids)
Source: RefSeq, a predicted model, not a curated record
AUGGUGCGUUAUAAAGGCAAGAGGGAAGCUGGUCCUUCUUCAUCGAAGACAAGAAGCGCCAUAUCUAAACCUAGACCCAAUCAUACACACAUAACUAAUAGAAAAGUGAUACCUAAUAGAGAGUACCAAGAUCACCAAAAGAAGAGUCAUAUUAAUAUUAAUAAGAAUAAGAACAAGAAUAUCCUUAAUUCAUGGGAUGAUAAAUCUCAAAUUGCUACCGAUGGAGCACCUUACGAGAAAGAAAUCUACGAACGGAUCACAAAGUUGACUAGGCUAGGGAUACCCUUUGAUCAGGUUCUUUCCAAAACCGGUAUUGAAUUUGAAAGACUUAAAGAUAUAUAUGACAGACUUCUUUUACCAGUAAAUGUUAAUGACGAUUUAGUGUUGUUAAGUGUUCGUAGUCACUCGGCAGAACAAAAUUCUAACUUAAAAGCUGAAAAGGAAUCAUACAAAAGAGAUAAUGUCGAUGACAUGAUAAAUAAUCAAAAGAACGCACAGAUUCCUUUACUGCUAAAUAAUCGAGGGGUAUAUUCAAAAUCACCCUCUCCACCAAACACCGAUAUUAACCAGUCGGAGGUAAACAUUAUUGCAAAACCAUCUACCGAUGUGCUUCAUCUGGAUAAAAACGACGAACAACUCAGCAUUAAUUUCUAUGAACAAGUUUCACGGAACCUUAUGAAACUAAGGCUUGACUUUUUGAAAUUAAAAUCGGCCCUCCAUGAUAGAGUACCGAAACUUGACGAAUUUCAGAAAGCUUCACUAAGAAAGAAAAAGAACCUGCUAAUUUCGGAUAUAGAAAAGUUCUAUGAAUCAAUGCAUAUGAAUGAAGAUAAAUCUUCCGGGUUCAAUGAAGAUUUCAUUGGAUUGAGCGAUUCAGCACUAGAUAAAGAAGACUUUGAAGAAACUAACUUACCAAGCAUUAGCAUGAACUUAAGCAACAAGACCAAUCAUCCAACAUCUCAGAAGCAAGGCAUAGAUAAUACAUCAGAUGAUCCACCUGAAAUAAUAACAGAUAGUGUUAUUAAAUUAAAGAGGUCCAAACCUGAUCAAUUUACGCCCUACCAUUCCCUUAAUCUUUCGAAGAGUAUUUCACCGAAUAUAUAG